Monascus purpureus is the source of this 561-nucleotide messenger RNA. Lineage: Eukaryota; Fungi; Ascomycota; Eurotiomycetes; Eurotiales; Aspergillaceae. The record is from the annotation of a GenBank genome assembly.
AUGACAUUUACCUCCUCGACAAGCAGUCAAACCGGCAAAGUCCGCGCAAUCGGCGUCUCCAACUUCACCGUCCGCCGCCUGGAAGAACUCCUAGCCCAAGUCGCCGUCAUUCCAGCCGUGAACCAGGUCGAAGCACACCCGUACCUCCAGCAACCGGAUCUGCUACGAUUCUGCCAAAGCAAGGGCAUCGUCGUUGGAGCGUACUCGCCCCUGGGUAACAACCAGACCGGUGAACCGCGUACGGUCGAUGAUCCCCUUGUGCACGCUGUCGCUGCGGAGCUGGGGAUGGACCCCGGCCCGCUUCUUGCUAGCUGGGCUGUCCAGCGUGGGACGGUGGUUUUGUCGAAGAGUGUUACUCGUGCGAGGAUUCAGGCGAACUUUCGGGUUAGGCGGCUUCCUGAUGAUGCGUAUGCUCGGCUUACAUCGCUGGAGCGGCAGAAGAGGUUCAACUUUCCUGUGUUUUGGGGGUAUGAUACUUUCGAGGAGGUGGGUGAGGAAGCCGUGCGGAAGGCUGCCUUGGAUGCCGGCCGAUCAACAAGACUAGGUUUACUGUUUAGAUGA